Actinia tenebrosa (Australian red waratah sea anemone) is the source of this 1028-nucleotide messenger RNA. RefSeq names its product NADH dehydrogenase [ubiquinone] 1 alpha subcomplex subunit 2. Gene Ontology annotation, cellular component: respiratory chain complex I. The record is from RefSeq and is a predicted model, not a curated record. NCBI's taxonomy places the organism in Eukaryota, Metazoa, Cnidaria, Anthozoa, Actiniaria, Actiniidae.
UAUGUUCCAAAUGCACCAUGGGUAGUAUUCACAAUUCAAUAUGGCGGCUGCUUGGAGGACAAAUUUAGGCAGAUUUGCWAGAGAAAUUCGUAUUCAUCUAUGCCAGACAUCCGAAAGCAGCCAUGGAGUAAGAAACUUCCUUGAAAAGAACUACGUAGACAUUAAAAAAGCAAAUCCAAAGUUCCCAAUCCUUGUUAGAGAAUGUAGUGGGAUUUUCCCCAAGAUGUAUGCAAGAUAUGGUUAUGGCAAAGAAGUUAGUGUAGACCUCACAAACAUGAAAAGUGAAGAAGUUGGUAAAGCAAUGGAAAAACUUGUCACAGCCCAACCUGAAUAGAUUUAUACAGUAAGAGGCAGUGUUCCUUUGCACAGAAGAAUUCCUGUAUUACAAUAUGUUACAUCCUAAACUGGCAUCAUCUUACCUUGUCUGUCAGUGAGGUAGAUGUUAUUGAUGACAUGAUGAAUUAUUACGAUAUUUUGUAAAUUUGUUGUGAAGACUUUAUGUAUUGCUAUAAGCCAAAUGCUCCAUAAACAAGUUUUUUUGUCAUGAAAUCUGAUAUUUUGAUGUAGGUGAUCAUAUUAAAAUUUUAUUAGGAUUUUAAUUCAGCAGGUUCUGAUAUUGUGCAAUUGAUAGAGUAGGUUGCAGUUGCUACAAURUAAUUGUAUUUUAUAUUUCUACCUUUGAACAAUGCCACCUGAUUGAAUUAUACAAGAAGGUCUUCUCUAAAAUUCCUUCAACUUCAACUUGUAAUAAUGACAAUUAUUGUGAUAUUUGGAGUUUAUUUGAUCUCUGUUUUUGUGGCUACUGCCUUCUAAGGAGGCAAUAGCCACUAUSUCAUACUUUGGUUUGAUGAAAUAGUAAUUCCACAGGAAGCCCAAAACAGUGUUAGUUUAAAUCAAAUACUAUUUGCUAGAUGCUAGAGAUAGAGAGAGAUAGUGGAACUUUGAACAAGGUGAUUGAAUUUGAUUCCAGGAAUUAUCCAAUGUACAUCCGAUGCUCAUUUGAUUGAUCUGAUGGCAGUUUUUGUUGA